ACGUCAUGAUAAAAUCUAAAGGUGGGCAUACAAGGGACGUUGCUCUGCGCCAAGCCGCGGUUGCUCUGCUUUUGCCUCUACGAGUGCUCUUCUCAGUCGCUACAAACAGAGAGAGAAAGAAGAGAGAGGGUGAAAGAAGAUAGAGAAAGAUGGCACGCUUCGACCCAUGGCCGGUUUUCUUCAGGAGAGAAUGGAACAGGAAUUGGCCUUUCCUGAUCGGAUUCGCCAUUACUGGAACUAUCAUCACCAAGUUCACGCUUGGCUUCACUGAGGAGGAUGCGAAGAACUCCCCAUUCGUUCAGCGCCACAAGAGGUGAGAGCUCAGAGAGGGAUGCCCUGAUGCAUCAUGAAGUUUGCAAUAAUCCCUGUUUAAGACCUUAAGCCAAAGGGGACAAUUUUUGGCACCUUCAAUGAACAUGUGAUUUGUUUCUACUGUGGAUUUUCUUCUUUUUUUGGUAUCCUUUUUGGAUUGAAUAAGAUGGAAUGAUGCUAAAACCAUGUUAGUUGGAUUUUAUGGUAGUCAGAGCUGCCAUUUUUCUGGUUAAAUAUUUUUUUUAUCUUGGUUGAA
Amborella trichopoda is the source of this 568-nucleotide messenger RNA. RefSeq names its product ATP synthase small subunit 6, mitochondrial. The record is from RefSeq and is a predicted model, not a curated record. Lineage: Eukaryota; Viridiplantae; Streptophyta; Magnoliopsida; Amborellales; Amborellaceae.